AUGCCCCUGCAUUGGUCCAGUGUCAAUCGCCCGCUCUGGAUGGCCGUGGAGCCGUCGAGUCUCCCAGUUGCCUUAAUUGGCACCAAGUUAAUUGAGUACAUGGGAAUGGAUAAUAUGCUUGCUCUUGUUUGCAAGACUUUUGAUGGUGUUAAGGGUCUUGAGAAAUACGACAAGGAUGGUAUCAUUGAUAAGAUCAGUGGCGUUCAUGGACUUGGUCGUUCUGUUGGAAAAUUUCUGGAUGGAAGAUUUACUGUCUUUUGUCUUGAAAACUUGAGGUCAUUUUCCGGUGAUGUUAUCAUUGAUGAUCCACAAAGAAAGCUUAUUUUACAUAGACCAAGGUUUCCUGGAGGGGAGUCGCAUCCUGGUUUUCUGGAUUUUGCAAUAAAUAUGAUCCACCUGGACCGAGCACACUUGAGGUUCCUCACAGUCAGUGUCCAUGGUCUUAGGGAAACUUUGUUUUAUACUUUGUUUUCACAUUUACAAGUUUAUAAGAAUAGAACUGACAUUCAAAGUGCCCUUCCUCUGAUAAAAGAUGGUGUUGUUUCUCUAGAUGGUGGUCUACUGAGACCCAAUGGCUCGUUCUGCCUUGGCCGUAGCAAGAAUCUUGAAGUGAAAUUUGUUGUAACCACUGAUGUUUCAAGUUUACCUGAAAAUGUCGCUGAAAUGGAGGAACAAGUUAAACAUAAGAAUUGGGAGAAGGAAAUGGUUCUUGAAUAUAUGAAAAGGGAGGAAGAUCUGCUAAAACAAGUUAAGGAAUUAUAUAGGAAGCAGAAGCAAGAGCUCAUGGAUUAUGUCACUCAACCAGCAGUGACACAGACGUCAUGUGAAUCGCCAGCAACUCAUUCACCCGCAACUCCUGGGAGUAAUCCGUUUGGAGCCAAGCUCUCCAACAAGUGGCGGUAACAUUUUGGUGGCGUACGUCCCUAUUUUGUUGGGGCUUAUUGCCUGUUCUGGCAUCAGCACGACAUAACUAGCUUUUGCCACAAGCUUGGUGUUAGUUUGUGAGGGUGAUAGGCCAGUGAAAUUGUUCUGCUGCUUAGCAUAGUUGGCCCUAUGGAUGCCAAUUGAUCUAUAGACA
Molecule: messenger RNA, 1078 nt
Organism: Zea mays
Lineage: Eukaryota; Viridiplantae; Streptophyta; Magnoliopsida; Poales; Poaceae
Product: protein DEFECTIVE IN MERISTEM SILENCING 3
Exons: 5
Coding region: 1-903 (300 amino acids)
Source: RefSeq, a predicted model, not a curated record